Messenger RNA from Recurvomyces mirabilis, 4719 nucleotides. RefSeq names its product ATP-binding cassette transporter snq2. The transcript has 2 exons. The record is from RefSeq and is a predicted model, not a curated record. The coding region runs from base 1 to 4719 and encodes 1572 amino acids. Gene Ontology annotation, cellular component: membrane. Gene Ontology annotation, biological process: transmembrane transport. NCBI's taxonomy places the organism in Eukaryota, Fungi, Ascomycota, Dothideomycetes, Mycosphaerellales, Teratosphaeriaceae. Gene Ontology annotation, molecular function: ATP binding; ABC-type transporter activity; ATP hydrolysis activity.
AUGUGGGGGUCGAAUAUUGACGAGUCUCGUCUGCGCAAUCAGAACAAUGCUCCGCAUAACCAAUGGCACACCACAGGGGACGCAGAAGCAGGUGCCGAUCGACAGCAUCAUAUACACCACCCAACAGAGGCAGUAGAAGGUGAUAGCCCUACAGAUAUUACAAGAGAGACCUCAGGUACAUGGGGUGAACGAGAUGUUGGUGGCUUCGACGAGGACGAGGCUCGCGAGAACUUCGAUGCCUUGAGGAAGAAUUUGACGGAUCUCAAUCGACAACGCUCUCACGAGUCGAGAUUACAGAGGACGACUUCGGCGACAAGCAGGAAGAGUAAGGCGCUCUCACGACCAGCGACCAGACAAUCCGAGCAGCCACCAGCAGAGUCUGAAGCUGGAGAUCUGGAAGCUGGACCUGAAGCAGAAGAGGAUGAGUUCGAGCUCGACCAGUUCAUGCGGGAGGGCCAUUUCGAGAAGCGAACAGAUGGAGCCUCGGCGAAAAAGGUGGGUGUGAUCUACAAGAACCUGACUGUCAAGGGUGUCGGAGCUGCAGCUACGUUCGUUCGGACGCUGCCAGACGCAAUCGUCGGUACCUUCGGACCUGAUCUCUACCACAUCAUCUGUCGGUUCGUGCCAGCACUCGCACGCCGAACAGGUGAAACACGAGAUCUCGUCCACGACUUCACUGGCUGCGUCCGCGAUGGCGAGAUGAUGCUUGUGCUCGGUCGACCUGGCGCCGGCUGCAGUACGUUUCUGAAAGCAAUUGCGAAUAAUCGAGAGUCCUACGCUGGCGUUGAGGGUGAAGUCACCUACGGCGGCAUCCCUGCAGACAAGCAGAAGAAGAUGUACAGGGGUGAAGUCAACUACAAUCCUGAAGACGACGUUCAUUUCGCAUCUCUCAACGUGUGGCAGACCUUUACAUUCGCUCUGAUGAACAAGACAAAGAAGGCAGGUGUCAAGGACAUCCCCAUCAUCGCCAAUGCGUUGUUGAAGAUGUUUGGUAUUGCUCACACGAAGUACACUCUUGUUGGUGAUGAGUAUACCCGUGGUGUCUCAGGUGGCGAACGCAAGCGUGUCUCUAUCGCGGAGACUCUGGCCUCCAAGUCGACAGUGGCUUGCUGGGACAACUCUACCCGUGGUCUUGAUGCCUCGACAGCUCUGGACUACGCUCGCAGUCUGCGAAUCAUGACUGACAUCUCGAACCGCACGACUCUCGUCACACUCUAUCAGGCGGGUGAAGGUAUCUACGAUUUGAUGGACAAGGUGCUUGUAAUCGACCAAGGACGCAUGAUCUUUCAAGGCAGAAAAGAGAAGGCUCGCCAGUACUUCAUCGAUCUUGGGUUUCAAGCACCUGAACGUCAGACUACUGCCGACUUCUUGACCGCCGUCACUGAUCCAGUGGAGCGUAAGUUCCGUCCUGGACGUGAAGCCAGUACACCUAAAGGACCAACCGAGCUUGAGACAGCUUUCUUGCAGUCACCAUACUACCAAGAAGUGCUCGAAGACAUCAAAGAAUACGAGACCUAUCUUCAGCAGAGCAACUACGAAGACGCUAAGCAAUUCGAGUCUGCCGUCGCAGAAGGCAAGUCAAAGUAUGUCCGCGCUCAAACACCAUACACCGUCAGCUUCCCACGACAAGUCAUGGCCUGUGUCAAGCGUGAGUUCUGGCUCAUCUUUGGUGACACCACGACUCUCUAUACCAAGGUCUUCAUCAUCAUUUCAAACGGCCUCAUUGUUGGCUCGCUCUUCUACGGCGAGCCACUCAACACCGAAGGCGCCUUCACCCGUGGCGGUGCCCUCUUCUUUUCCAUCCUCUUCCUCGGUUGGCUCCAGCUCACAGAACUUAUGAAGGCCGUAUCUGGUCGUGCCGUCGUGGCUAGACAUAAGGACUACGCUUUCUACCGACCUUCGGCUGUCAGUAUCGCGCGUGUGGUCGCUGACUUCCCGGUCAUCGGGAUUCAAACGGUCCUCUUCGGCAUCCUCAUGUACUUCAUGUGUAACCUUGACAUCGAGGCAGGCAAGUUCUUCAUCUACUUGCUCUUUGUCUAUGUCACGACUAUCCUGCUUACGGCUCUAUACCGCAUGUUCGCCAGUCUGAGUCCCGAGAUCGACACUGCCGUGCGGUUCUCUGGUAUCGCGCUCAACCUACUCGUCAUCUACACCGGCUACGUGAUUCCGAAGACGCAAUUGUUGACAGACUAUAUCUGGUUUGGCUGGAUCUACUGGAUCAACCCUCUUGGCUAUUCCUUCGAAGCUGUGCUCACGAACGAGUUCUCUGGACGUACAAUGCAAUGUGCGCCUGCUCAACUUGUGCCGCAAGGACCUGACGUCGACCCAGCGUACCAGGGCUGUGCACUCGCUGGUGCUGAGGUCAAUGCACAGCAAGUUCCUGGAAAUUGGUACCUCGAGACACAAUACAAUUACAGCAGAAGCCAUCUCUGGAGGAACUUUGGUGUGGUCAUCGCAUUCAUCGUGCUCUACAUCAUCGUCACCGCAAUUGCCACCGAAUUGUUCAGCUUCACUAGUGCUGGUGGAGGCGCUCUAGUCUUCAAGAAGACCAAGCGCGCCAAGAAGGUGGCCAAGCAGGUCGAUGCUCCUGUUGACGAAGAGAAAGCUGUUGGACUUGGUGCUACAAGCACUGGUGACAGCGCAAGCUCGACGAAGAAGGAACGCGACUUUGGUGACUCUUCUGAUGCGGACAAGGAAGAUGAAGCGCUUCAGCAGAUCACCAAGAGCGAGUCUAUCUUUACUUGGCGUGAUGUGAACUACAAGGUACCAUACCUUGGUGGCGAACGACAGCUUCUCAAUGGUGUCAAUGGUUAUGCCAAGCCUGGUGUCAUGGUCGCUCUCAUGGGCGCUUCGGGAGCUGGAAAGACGACCUUGCUCAACACGCUCUCGCAACGCCAGACGAUGGGUGUUGUGACUGGUGAGAUGUUCGUGGAUGGUCGUGCGCUCGGCCCAGAAUUCCAGCGCAAUACUGGUUUCUGCUUGCAAGGUGAUCUUCACGAUGGCACAGCUACGAUUCGCGAGGCACUUGAGUUCUCCGCCAUUCUACGACAACCUGCUUCCACGCCCAGGUCCGAGAAGCUCGAGUACGUCGACAAGAUUGUGGAUCUUCUCGAGCUCAACGAUCUGCAAGACGCCAUCAUCUCCAGUCUUGGUGUCGAGCAGCGCAAGCGUCUCACUAUCGGUGUUGAGCUGGCCGCUAAGCCUUCGCUCUUGCUCUUUUUGGACGAGCCGACAUCUGGUCUUGAUUCACAGUCCGCAUACUCGAUUGUUCGCUUCCUGAAGAAGCUCGCUCACGCAGGCCAAGCCAUCGUCUGCACAAUUCAUCAGCCGUCCUCUGUCCUGAUCCAGCAAUUCGAUAUGAUCCUUGCCCUCAACCCAGGUGGCAACUGCUUCUACUUCGGCCCUGUCGGCGAGAACGGCAAAGAUGUGAUCGAUUACUUCGCUCAACGCGGCGCACAGUGUCCUCCCGAGAAGAACGUAGCCGAGUUCAUCCUCGAGACUGCCGCGAAGCCUCACCGCAAAGCCGAUGGCACGAAGACUGACUGGAACGCUGAAUGGAAGAACUCCGAGGCCGCCCAGAAUGUGAUCGAGGAGAUCGAGGGCUUGAAGUUGACAAGGAGUAAGACUGUCCCUGAGGCAGUGAGGAAGGAGCAGCAGAAGGAGUUUGCUGCUGGUAUGUGGCUCCAGACAUCCGAACUGCUUAAACGUACCUUUAAGCAGCACUGGAGAGAUCCUAGCUACCUCUACGGAAAGCUUUUCGUCUCGGUCAUUGUCGGUAUUUUCAAUGGCUUCACGUUCUGGCAACUCGGCAACAGCACUCAAGACAUGCAGAACCGCAUGUUCACAUCCUUCCUGAUCAUCACCAUCCCACCUACAAUCGUCAACGCCGUCGUGCCAAAGUUCUUCACCAACAUGGCACUGUGGCAAGCUCGCGAAUAUCCUUCAAGAAUCUACGGCUGGUUCGCCUUCACAACCGCACAAGUCGUAGCUGAGAUCCCGUCUGCCAUCGUCGGAGCAGUACUCUACUGGCUUCUGUGGUACUGGCCUACCGGUCUUCCCUCCGAUAGCGCAACGAGCGGCUACGUCUUCCUCAUGACCGUGCUAUUCUUCCUCUUCCAGGCCUCGUGGGGUCAAUGGAUCUGUGCUUUCGCGCCUAGCUUCACCGUCAUCUCGAACGUGCUUCCGUUCUUCUUCGUCAUGUUCUCGCUGUUCAACGGCGUGGUCAGACCUUAUAGCAUGCUGCCAGUGUUCUGGAGAUACUGGAUGUACUAUGUCAAUCCCUCGACUUGGUGGAUCGGUGGCGUUCUGGCUGCUACGUUGCAUAACAUCCCGGUCGAAUGCACGAGCAGCGAGACGGCGCACUUCGAUGCUCCGCCCGGACAGACUUGCGGAUCAUACGCCGGUGCAUACGCAGCCUCGGCUGGCGGGCGAUUGCUCAACCCUGGAGCAUCGCAGGACUGCCAGUACUGUCAGUAUAGCUCUGGGGACCAGUAUCUAGCCUCCCUCAACAUCAAUGCUGGCGACAAAUGGCGGGACUUUGGCAUAUUCUUGGUGUUCGUCUGCACCAACUAUAUGCUGGUAUACUUCUUCAUCUACACUGUGCGCGUCAAGGGCUGGAGUUUCGGUUUUGGAUAUCUCUUUGGUGGUCUCGGCAAGGUUGCCAGCUUUGUUAAGAAGCCUUUUAUUCGUUUAUUCGGCAAGAAGAAGGCUGUGGAGUAG